Oncorhynchus kisutch (coho salmon) is the source of this 1711-nucleotide messenger RNA. RefSeq names its product SLX1 homolog B, structure-specific endonuclease subunit (gene slx1b). Gene Ontology annotation, molecular function: 5'-flap endonuclease activity; crossover junction DNA endonuclease activity. Gene Ontology annotation, cellular component: Slx1-Slx4 complex. The transcript is spliced from 6 exons. The record is from RefSeq and is a predicted model, not a curated record. Gene Ontology annotation, biological process: double-strand break repair via homologous recombination. Lineage: Eukaryota; Metazoa; Chordata; Actinopteri; Salmoniformes; Salmonidae. Bases 403 to 1311 code for a protein of 302 amino acids.
AGUAGUACGUCUGUAACAGCAUGAACAUUAAACGUUAUUAGUCAAAUAAGCCUCAAGUAAUUCGACACUAUCAUAGAUCUAAAUACAAAAUGGGUUUACCUCACAUGGACAGAUUUUGGGUGGAGUAAAUGCUCUCGCUUCGCUCCUUCCUCUCUUGUUUACCGUACAUUUUUCUCACGUAGUAUCGGGUAGGGGGAAAUUCAUGUGCAUAUGUAUUUCAUAAUGCUGGAGUAAAACUAUAUAUUACCAUACUACUCACAUCAGGUUUAAGUUCCUUUUGUAACCAGGUAGAAGUCAGACUAGCUAGCUAACUGUUAGCUGACACUAACUUGCUUAUUAUUGACACAUAACUCGACAUAUGGAUUUUAUUUUGGUGACUUGAUCAUUUCAUGUACAUCUACUAUGGUCUUGGAGGUAGAGAAUUUAUUCGGGGUGUACAUGCUGUAUUGCACCAAUCCCAAAUUCAAGGGUCGUAUCUACAUUGGUUUCACUGUGAAUCCGGAGCGUCGUAUAGGACAGCACAACGCCGGGCGACACCGAGGUGGAGCGAAGAGGACCAGUGGAAGGGGACCUUGGGAGAUGGUUCUCAUCAUUCAUGGCUUCCCCUCUGACAUAGCUGCUUUGAGGCCUCUUCGGAGUUGGCACCAGGCUCAUGGCAAAGAGGGUCUCUUCAUCCUCCUUCCUGUGAGCAUCAGGUUGGGCUGCAUCCCUCUCGACGGCUUGGAGGAGCCUCUGCUGAAAUUAUUUGAAUGGGCAUGGCAGAACCCCCACUCCUCCCGACGCCUGUCCCACGUCACCCGGCGCUCAAAGAAGGAAUCCAGCCUGCAGUUCCACUGGCGUGUGGUGUCCAACAUGUUGCGGGUGAUGCCGUGGAGCCGCCUGCCCCUCACCACCCGCUGGCUCAAGCAGGAGUACAGGAUGGACUUUGAGCCUGGCCUUCAGCCGCCGCUGCAUGUCCCUUUGGCCUUCGGCAGCAUCAGGGCCAGGAAACCGAAACCGAAGGAUGUGGAAGAGGAACAAGAGGAGAAGGGUGCAGAUAUAUGCCUCCUUUGUCAGGGGACUGUUAAGUCUGCAGAUAAGAUGACCUGCUUCCAUCCCUUAUGUCACAUGACCAGCCACGUGAUUUGCUUAGCCAAACACUUUCUGACGGGUGAGGCCGCACAUCUCCUUCCUGUGGAAGGGGAGUGUCCCGGUUGCCGUCACUCAGUACUGUGGGGGAGUCUGAUUCGCCACAAGAAUGGCUGUUACGGAGACCUGGAGAAGAACACAUCCUCAUCCCAAAACCAUUGGACAGAUGAACUGCAGUUCUAAUCUGAAUGUGAUCAGUCAGAACCUUCCUAAUAUGAACUUUGAACUGCUACCGAGUCACCAUGACUGUACAGAGAAAAGACUGCGAAGAUAGGAUGAAAUACAGUAGAUCAAUGACUAGCAAGUUACUCUUUAAUGGACUUCCUGCAACAGCAAAGGGUUGAUCAAUUGAUUGAUCCAUCAGAAGAUUUAAUGAAUGCACAAAAAUCAUGCUGAUCUGGUGUGAAAAAUGUUUUUAAUGCAGCAUCUGAACCCUUUUUAGAUUGUAUCUGUUAACUAAAAAACAAUCAUGAAUAAGGCAGUUUUAAAUGUGUGUGUAAAACCUAUAUGUAUUGUAUGUACAACAAAUAAAACAUAGAUGCUUUGUUUUGGAGCCAAGGAAAGCACACGUUUUUGACCCUGA